Rotaria socialis is the source of this 495-nucleotide messenger RNA. Lineage: Eukaryota; Metazoa; Rotifera; Eurotatoria; Philodinida; Philodinidae. The record is from the annotation of a GenBank genome assembly.
AUGACACUACCGUUAGAACAAGAAAAGCCACAAUAUUAUGAUGCAAAAGAUAUUAUUGUGACUUUUGGAGCUGUACCACAAGAGAUCACUCUUCUUGUUAAUACUUUAGUCGUGAGCGAAAAGAAGCAGCUAUGGGGUAUUCCAUGCCAGAAAGGCAAAUUGGAUGGCAAUCUCUUUUUACUGCUAUCACUGGCAUUGGUAAAACUUUUACUGGUAUGGCAAGUACUUUAUUCAUCAAAGAGCUUCAACCUCGUCUACCCAGAUACCGAAAAAGAAGUAAUUAACGCAUUUAACCCAACCGCGAGAAUGUUAGCACUUGCUCAAAGAGCAAUUCAACGUUAUCAAACACAAACAAUAAUCUUCAAUGAAAAUAUCUCGUAUCAAAAUAGUGUUCGUUUCGGUGUUAUUGCAUCGUCGAAUUUAUUUGGUGUACCUCAAACAUGCAUUGAUUUACGUCACAACCAUUUCAUAGUUGAUAUUCUGGAAAUGGAAUAG